GACUGUGCGCGCGCGACGCAAUUAUUGCUACUCACGUGUUGAUCCGUACCGUACACGAACGUCGUCGUGGUCGUCCUCGUCAUCGCCGCCGCCGUAGUCGUCGCGAUAGUCGUUUAAGUGAGUUCGUUUCGUUACCGUACUGUAUAAUAUCGUCGGAAUUUCGGAUUUUUUUUUUCUGAAGGAUUUUUCACGACGACACCUGCAAUAUUAUACGCACGAUAAUAAUAAUAUCAGCAAUAAUAGUAUAUUAAAAAAAUAAUAAUCACGUUGUAAGCGGCGCGUUUUUUGUGCUUUCCGCCGCAUUACUGCAGUGCACGCAGUGAUGCGUUUCGGCUGCUUGCGGCAGCAGUGAUAAGCGAACCGCGGGAACGCAAUGAUGACCAUGAUGAUGAUGCAACGUCUGCUCCAGAAUAACAACAACAACAACAACAACUCCAACAGCAACAAUAACAAUAACAACAAUAACGGUUACGCAGACGAGAUGAGGCUGAACGGCAUACGUCACCAUUCAGCAAGUCCAUUUUCGAAACCAGCCGCCGUGCAGGCCGCGGCGUCCGACAGCUGCGGAGGCGAACAAGACGCGCUGACGUUGCAAACGUCGGCCGGUUGCACUGAACCGCAGCUACAGCCCGUCUCGCCGCAGUUCGUCUGCACCGGUACGGCGACGGCCGCCGCCGUGCAAGCCGAGCCGACGUGCACCACCGUGGUGACCGUGGCCGCGGCGGACGACCGGCUGACGUCCGACGAGGACGACGAGCUGAACGUGGACGAGCUGAACGUGGACGAGCUAAACGUGGACGAGGACCCGGUGGACCUGACCAACAACCGGUUGCACGGUGGCCGGGUCAGCGCCGGCCACGGACUGAUGUUGCACUGCGACCGCGGCGCCGGCAGCCUGCAACCGCAGGCGGGGAGCGUGGCCGCCGCCGUCCCGAUGGACACCACGGCCGCGGCCAACGAUUACGAGACGAGCGGCAACAGCAAGGGCCGGCUCGCCUUUUCCGUCGAGAACAUACUUGACCCUAACAAGUUCACCAGAAAACUGAUGGCACCCGCCGCCGUCCUGCCCAGGUGGAGGCCGCGGGUCGACUUCGCCACCGACCCUUCCGGAGCCGGCGAAGAAUGUUCGCGCAACUACAUAAUGGACGAGGACGACGAGGACAUCAGCGUGAGCGGCGACGGUUGUGGCAGCGACAUGAGCGACGACCGGGACAAGGUCAGUGGCGACGGCAGUUCGUCGACUGGCGUCGGAGGUGGCGCGAAAAAGUCCAAGUCGUCUUCCGACCACUGUGGCGGAGGCGGUGGUGGCGGCGGAGGUGGAGGCGGUUCGAAAAACGGAGGCAGCGGCAAACCGCGGCGGGCCCGGACGGCGUUCACGUACGAACAGCUGGUGGCGCUCGAGAACAAGUUCAAGACGACGCGGUACCUGUCGGUGUGCGAGCGGCUCAACCUGGCGCUGUCGCUGUCGCUCACCGAGACCCAGGUGAAGAUAUGGUUCCAGAACAGGCGGACCAAGUGGAAGAAGCAGAACCCCGGGCUGGACGUGAACAGCCCGACGGUGCCGCCGCCCGGCCCGGCCGGGUCGUCGGCCACCGGCGGGCCGCCGUUCUUCCACCCGCUGGCCUACUCGGCCGCGCACCACUACCAGACGCAGAGCUACUCGGCCGCCGCGGCCGCCGCGUACUUCCACCACCUGGGCGCGCACCACUCCACGAUCGGCGGCCACCACCCGCCGUCGUAAUGGCCCGUCACCCGUUCCUAAAUAUUGCAAUAAUAUUAUAAUAACGCGACCGCGUGCCCCCUGCACCGUCCACGGCGGCCGGCGCGCGACGACCGCGGCGAGACGGCGUCCGCCAGAUCUCAAAAUAAUAAUAAUAAUAAUUGUGUACGUUAUUGUCAUAAUUUGUUCGCCGCCGAGCCGGAGACGACUUCGGCGGGCCGACGAGACACCGCGACGACAAUAAUAAUAUUUAUAUUACAACGGUGUACAGUUGUAGUCGCCACUGAUUUUCGCCUGUCGGACCGAGCAGUCCCGAUUUACACGUACCAACACAUGGGAAAUAAUACCUCUAUUGCUCACUGCAUGUGAGUUAACCACGAUGGUCGAUGUGUAUUUUUAAGGACAUUUUUCCACAUAGUUUUAGACCGUUUUCCCGAUUUUAUCGCAUAUAAUAUUUUGACGAUAAACGCGUUAUUUCCUCGAUGUUUUGAAAAUAUUUUUUUCACAUAAUUUAAAGUCGUUUUUAUUCUUUGACCUUUAUCGCAUUAGUUAUAUCGACUUGUCCGGUUAAUGCGGACUCGAAUGAUGCUCUGGACCCUCAAAGUGAAUCCAAUAAGUGGCAACUACUGCAGCGGUAUUAUGUAAUAUUUAAAACGGCACUAUUAUACGAAUAUGAGAUGCGGUCGGUUCGUUGUAGCACAUCGUCCGGAAUCGUAUUUUUGUUACUAGAAUAAACGGUUUUCCUGGACGAAAUCUCCGAGUCCAGACCGCUGCAGUUGGGUGUUCACGGCGGCGGUAUUCAAUGUUAUAUACCAACAGAUAACCGUGAAUACCUGGAUCCAUAUAAUAUCAUAGGUAUAUUACGUAUAAUAUAUUAUACUAUUAUGUACCCGCGUAUAAUGAUGAUGAUAAUAAUAAUAAUAAUAUUAUGUCGUCGUGAUGUUAUGAUAAUAUUUUAUAGCCAAUGUUUUCCGUACCCCUUCUGCGCCCAUCGCCGCAAACCCAUAUGAUAAUACUAUUAUAUGUAUAUUAGGUAUCUUGUGUAAACUAUUACGAUUUUACGUCUUAUUCUUGUUACAUAUUAUAUCAUAACAUAAUAUUAUCAAUAUAUUGUAAUAAUAUUAUAUUGAACAACGGAAAUGGUCAUUCGUAUGGUGAUCCGAACCGUGUCCGCAAUAGUCGAGCGAUCGACACGUAUAAAAGCAUUUAUAAUAUAUUAUAAUUAUUGUACAUCCACGUGGAUAAAGUUGUUGUUAUCAUACUAAUUAUAUUAUGUAUAUUGUGUCGUGUCGGUGUAAUGACAUCAGGCCUUAUGAAAUGUAUCGGUUGGUUUUCGAGCCAAACCUUAGGGUUUAUACCUACGUAUUAUAAUACUGCGGGGUGAUUCGCGUUGUUCCGUACAAAAUUUGAGUAAGAGGUAUGCAAAUGUAAGAUUUCAGAAAUUUUCAAAAAUCUGGUUACACGUAUACCUCAAUAAACAUAAAAAAAAAAUAGGAGAUUUGGGGACGACGAUAUUCUUGUUUUAUGAUAUCUACAAGUUUCAAUAUGAAUCAGACAGAUGGGUAAGUGUACACUCAGUGGAAUCUUACGUUCAUAAAAAAGGUUUUCUAUUCGACUGACACAUUAUGAGAACAUUAUCGAAGUUUGUACUGAACAGCCUGAAUCACUGUGCAGUAUAUAGGUACGUCAUGACACAUUUCGUGUAAACUCAUCAAAUUUAUGUAUAUUUUAUAUUAUUGUUGUUUUGUUUAUCUGUUUUUAUGUUUAUUGUUUGUAUUAUUAUUAUUAUUAUUAUAUUAUUAUUACUACUACUACACACUCAUCGGCCGAGUCGAGUCGAGGUAAUUAUCGAAACAGUUUUUUCGUUUGAUUUUAUUACAUAUUAUAUUAUCCGACCUGCAAAUGCCCAUCGAUUACAUUUUGCAAUAUUAUAUCAAUUUAAUACAAAUAUAAUUACUAUUUUUAUACACAUUAUUAUUGUUAGAUAAUAUUAUGUUAUUGUUCAUUAAACGUGUUUUUUUAUGAUUUUUGGCUUUUAACCAACUAUACAAAAUAAUAUCAUAAAAUGUAAUGCAGUUAAAUCAUAUAUUAUUAUUAUUAUUAUUGUACUUAUACGUUAUAGUUAUUGUGUGUCGUCGGAAUAUCGAUUUAGCUACGAUCUGUGAACUAUAUUGUAUAGGUAAACCGUAUCAUGCGCAUCAUAGUCGAACCGGUAUGUUUUUUGUUUCUCAAACGUAUACCACUCGAACACUCAAAAUAUAAUAUAAUAUAAUAUAUAUAUAUAUAUUAAUACAACAUUUUAAUAUGUAUAGGCGUGUACGGCGGCGUACACAUACGUCAUUAUAAUAUAAUUAUUACAUUGUACUAUAUAGAUUAUCACCGUACAUAGAAUUAGGUCGGUUUUUUAUUGUUUGUUCGGUACACGUAUACCUACGUAUUAUUAUUGCCUAUAUGUGUAAAUAAACUAUAAACGAUAUUGUAUAUUAUAAUAUUAUUAUUAUAUCGUGUUCGUUGUAAAUCACUACCACAUGUACAGUAUAAUAAAUUAUGAAAAAUAAACGGACUACCUAUUAUGUUCGCUCGUAAGCACUCUUGUUUUCAUUUCCAGGCCCAUCCCCCUCGCGACUGCGCGCCCGAUACCAGCGUGUUAUUAUCAUUAUAUUAUUAUGUACAGCUGAUAUCGUGUGUGUAAUAUCGUAUACCCCCAAAUAGCGGCGACACAUGUGUGUCCGUACACAAACAUUGUAAUGUUAUAUAAUAAUAUAUUAGCGGUUGUUAUUCUAGCACAUUUGUUUUCUCUCUCUCCGCGCGCUAAAUCCACGAGGGAUUAAACGAGCGCAAUUUAAAAUAAAAUAAUAAAAAAAAAAAACGUCGACCGCGAUAGUCAUUAUAAUAUAUAUUAGUAAAAACGUGUACGGCAGCGGCGGGCGUCUGUGUACAUAAAUCAUUUUUUUUUUUAUUCGACUACUGUGAUAUUAUUAUUAUUAUUAUUUUAUAUUAUAACGAUCGCGCGGCCGAUCUCUCGCGAGACUCGGAGACCGCACGCAACGCAAGCGAUUAUAAAAACUAAGUAGAUCGAUGACGUACGUAAUGUGCACAGAACGGGUGACGGCGAUAACACGUGUGUGUUUCGAACGGCUUUACUCGACCUAUA
Messenger RNA from Metopolophium dirhodum (rose-grain aphid), 4874 nucleotides. RefSeq names its product NK1 transcription factor-related protein 2-like. Gene Ontology annotation, molecular function: RNA polymerase II cis-regulatory region sequence-specific DNA binding; DNA-binding transcription factor activity, RNA polymerase II-specific. Gene Ontology annotation, biological process: cell differentiation; regulation of transcription by RNA polymerase II. Lineage: Eukaryota; Metazoa; Arthropoda; Insecta; Hemiptera; Aphididae. The coding region runs from base 374 to 1741 and encodes 455 amino acids. Gene Ontology annotation, cellular component: nucleus. The transcript has 2 exons. The record is from RefSeq and is a predicted model, not a curated record.